Gadus chalcogrammus (walleye pollock) is the source of this 1099-nucleotide messenger RNA. RefSeq names its product RWD domain containing 1 (gene rwdd1). The transcript is spliced from 7 exons. The coding region runs from base 125 to 847 and encodes 240 amino acids. NCBI's taxonomy places the organism in Eukaryota, Metazoa, Chordata, Actinopteri, Gadiformes, Gadidae. Gene Ontology annotation, biological process: cytoplasmic translation. The record is from RefSeq and is a predicted model, not a curated record. Gene Ontology annotation, molecular function: protein binding.
GAUGGACGAUGUGAUCAGACCCUCUGAGUUGAUGGACGACGUCAUCGAGCUCGGAGUGCGGACCAGCACACGUUAGCGGGGAUGAUUCUGAUGAGUUGUUAUUGAUUAUUGAAGAUAUAACAAAAUGACAGAUUACGCAGAAGAGCAGAGAAACGAGCUGGAGGCUAUAGAGUCAAUUUAUCCCGACUCGUUUACAGUUCUCUCAGAUGAGCCCAUCAGCUUCACUAUCACAGUAACAUCAGACGAAGGAGAAAACGAUGAAAUCGCUGAAGCAACGCUAAAGUUCACCUACGUAGAGAAGUACCCAGAUGAACCCCCAGAAUGGGAGAUCUUUUCUCGGGAGAAUUUAGAGGAUGCGGACGAAGAAGAGAUCCUGACCUUGUUACAGCAGCAGGCAGAGGAGAACCUGGGCAUGGUGAUGAUUUUCACACUAGUCACAGCGGUACAGGAAAAACUCAAUGAAAUGGUCGACCAGAUAAAAAACAGAAGGGAGGAAGAAAAAAUGCGUCAGGAAAGAGAGGCAGAGGAGGCGGAGAAGGUAACCUUCCAAGGCACUGUGGUCAACAUAGAAAACUUCCUAGCAUGGAAGGCCAGGUUUGAGCUUGAGGUAGCAGAAAUUCGACAGAAAAGACAGAAAGAUGAGGAGCAGGCCGGGAAACUAAAACUUACCGGUAAACAGCUCUUUGAGACGGACCACAACCUUGACACAUCUGAUAUUCAGUUCCUUGAAGAAGCCGGAAACAACGUGGAAGUUGAUGAGUCGUUGUUCCAGGACAUCGAAGACCUGGACCUGGAUGAAGAUGAUCCAGAUUUUGAUCCUCUAGACAUGGGCAGUGAUGAGGACUAAAAAGGGAAACUGUAAAAAGGGACUCUGGUUUAGUUCACUCCAGCCAAACGGAUUCGAAUGACAUGACACAGCUGAUCCCAACUUAAAAUCACUCUUUUUUUUUAACGGACUGAACAGUUGGGAUUUUAAUCCACGAGACUCCGAACAGUUGUUUGGAUGGGAGCACUUUGGCAAAGUGAACAGGAUGUUUAACCUGCCCGUGGUUAUCGAUUUAAUAGCCAGAAACAAAUAAAUAGUUAAACGUUGGUUCAA